Messenger RNA from Acanthosepion pharaonis, 510 nucleotides. NCBI's taxonomy places the organism in Eukaryota, Metazoa, Mollusca, Cephalopoda, Sepiida, Sepiidae. The record is from the annotation of a GenBank genome assembly.
AUGGGUCAUUUUUCAUCUCAAGUGUUUCUUUCUUUGAUAGUCCAGCGGAUGGGUCAUUUUUCAUCUCAAGUGUUUCUUUCUUUGAUAGUCCAGCGGAUGGGUCAUUUUUCAUCUCAAGUGUUUCUUUCUUUGAUAGUCCAGCGGAUGGGUCAUUUUUCAUCUCAAGUGUUUCUUUCUUUGAUAGUCCAGCGGAUGGGUCAUUUUUCAUCUCAAGUGUUUCUUUCUUUGAUUCCAGCGGAUGGGUCAUUUUUCAUCUCAAGUGUUUCUUUCUUUGAUAGUCCAGCGGAUGGCUUUCUUCCUUUCUUACCGUCUCUUUCUCACCAUUUAUCUACAAAAUCUAAAUCACGACUUGUCCUUCUCUCUCUCUCUCUCUCUCUCUCUCUUUACUCGGUUUCUACUCAACAUUUUCUCACACUUUCUAAUAUUGACCAGUAUAUUCACAAAAAAGAUUGGCACCAGAAGUGUCUGCUGAAGUCACAGGCAGCGGACAGGAAUUGUCCGGCGGCUUAA